Drosophila subpulchrella is the source of this 1666-nucleotide messenger RNA. RefSeq names its product aspartate aminotransferase, cytoplasmic (gene Got1). Gene Ontology annotation, molecular function: L-aspartate:2-oxoglutarate transaminase activity; pyridoxal phosphate binding. Gene Ontology annotation, biological process: L-aspartate biosynthetic process. Gene Ontology annotation, cellular component: cytosol. The transcript is spliced from 4 exons. The record is from RefSeq and is a predicted model, not a curated record. Bases 76 to 1320 code for a protein of 414 amino acids. Lineage: Eukaryota; Metazoa; Arthropoda; Insecta; Diptera; Drosophilidae.
UUGGUGCCGACUCUAUCGAAAUUAAUUUAUUUGUUAUUGUCGCUCCGUUUGGACUUGUUUGUCGAGUUAGCCGCGAUGUCAAUUUACGCCGACGUUCAGAAAGGACCCGCCAUCGAGGUCUUCGCCUUGACACAGGCCUUCAAGGACGACAGCAAUCCCAGCAAGGUCAAUUUGUCGGUGGGCGCUUACAGGACAGAUGCUGGAGUUCCUUGGGUUUUGCCUGUGGUGCGCAAAACCGAAAUCUCCAUUGCCAGCGAUGAGGCUGUGAACCACGAGUAUUUGCCAGUGACUGGACUCGAUACGUUUACAAGUGCUGCCACAGAAUUGGUGCUGGGUGCUGAUUCCCCUGCCAUCAAGGAGAAUCGCGCCUUUGGAGUGCAGACCAUCUCGGGCACAGGAGCCCUGCGCAUUGCCGCUGAUUUCCUGCACAGACAGCUGAACCGCAACGUGGUUUACUACUCGAAUCCCACAUGGGAGAACCACCACAAGAUCUUCUCCGAUGUGGGCUUCACGACCCUGAAGUCGUACCGCUACUGGGACCAAAACAAGCGUCAGCUGGACUUCAAGAACAUGGUGGCCGAUCUGGACCAAGCCCCGCCCGGUGCUGUGAUCAUCCUGCACGCCUGUGCCCACAAUCCCACCGGUAUUGACCCCACCCAGGAGCAGUGGAUCGAGCUGGCUGAUUUGUUUGAGAAGAAGAAGCUCUUCCCACUGUUUGAUUCCGCCUACCAGGGCUUUGCCAGUGGCGAUCCGGAUCGCGAUGCCUGGGCCGUGAGGUACUUUGUGCAGCGUGGCUUUGAGCUCUUCACCUGCCAGUCGUUCGCCAAGAACUUUGGCCUCUACUGCGAGCGUGCCGGCAACCUGACGGUGGUGCAGCAGCAUGGUUCCACCAAGGCGGCGGUUCACUCCCAGCUGACGCUGCUCAUCCGUGGCCAGUACUCGAAUCCGCCCGCCUACGGUGCCCGCAUUGUGUCGAAGGUUCUGAAUACGCCGGAGCUGCGCAAGGAGUGGAUGGAGUCCAUCCAGACCAUGUCGAGCCGCAUUCGCGAGAUGCGCAAGGCGCUGCGGGAUAAGCUUGUGGAGUUGGGAACACCCGGCAACUGGGACCACAUCGUCAACCAGAUCGGCAUGUUCUCGUACACGGGCCUUAACGAAAGUCAGGUGCGCGUUCUGAUCAACGAUUUCCACAUCUACCUGCUGAGGACGGGACGCAUCAACAUGUGUGGCCUGAACACGGGCAACAUUGAGUACGUGGCCAAGGCGAUCCAUGCCUCGGUUACCGGAGAAACUGCAGCCUGUCCCUGCGACAACAAAUUGUAAACGUACCAAUAUUACCCGAUCGAUGGAGUGUGCAACGAUUAGCUAUAUUAUGAGUGGAAAGAACUCAAUGUCAGAUCGCAGAUGUCUGCACAAUUAGCAUUUAAAUCAAACCAACAGCAAUUGCAAUUACUAAACGUUUAUACACGGCUUUUAGAUGGAUAUAUUAUACACUUGAAAUGGUCAAAUCAGUAUGGAAAUUAUGUCCCACAUUGGAUUGAAUAGUUUAUACAAAUUGUGCACAACCGAGGGCCGUCAAAGAUUGGUUAAAUAAUGUUUAGUUUACCGAAUCUUUAUUGACUUGUGUGUAGAAAUUAGUUACAACGACAAUAACACUACUGAAGUAUUU